GACGCUUGGAUGUCAGCGGCGCCAGUUAGUGCCUAGGCGUCUAGCCUUCGUCCCUACCGGGAAGGUGAGGGACCGCACGGACCACGGGCAGAGGAUGUCAAUGGAUAUUAUAAAGGGAAACUUAGAUGGAAUUUCAAAACCAGCCUCAAGUUCACGAUCACGUCCUGGCAGCAGAAGUUGCAAUGCUUCUCUGGAGGUGCUCUCGCCAGAGCCAGGGGCCUUCAAGAUUGACAUGGUCAACAAGUUGAAUUCUAAUAAGGAGGGCCACUCAUCCAGCAGUAGUGUGGAAGGGAGAAGAAAUAGUCACGACUGUGAGUGGGCAGACGACUCUGAGCGCACAGGCCCAACCAGAGAGGGCUCAGAUGAAGACCUGGACUUGGCUCAACCGAUGGUCUCCGAGCCUUCAGGUGAUCCCAAGCUGGAAGAGCCAGCUGCUCAGCUCCUAAACGCUAUUCGUAAGAUGCACAGACUCGAUAAGAUACUGGCCAAAAGACAAAGCAGAGAGAAGGAAGUUAAAAAGCAAGGUGCAGAAAUGAGGAUUAAGCUGUGGGAAGAACUCAAGAUGAGAACUUCUGCAAAAAGUACUGAAGACUUGGAAAAUGACGAGGAGUUGGAAAACACGAAAACGUUUUUGUGUUUGACUUCGGAAUCUGUAGGAACAGCUGCAGCAGACCCUUCACACUGUGAGUUUGAAGACAACUUUUUCUCAGUGUUUCAUACUCAGAUUUCUCCAGAAAAUUAUGAAAAUUGCAUGCAGAAUAUGAAGACGGAUUUUACCUGUGAUGUGCCAUUGGUCAAAGCAGAAAAGAAACUCUUUCCAAGUACAGAAAAGAUUGAGCUUAGGAGUAAACUCAGCCAAGACUUUAUUAAGCGAAACAUUGAGUUGGCCAAGAGCCCCAGAAGCCCGGUGGUUAUGAUCGACAGAGAGAAGAAAAGGCUGGACGAGCUCCUCAAAGGCCUAGACGACACAGACUCGGGCCUGUCCAGUUUUGAGGGUGACCAGUGUGGUUGGCUGGUCCCGGGAGAAGGCUACACCCUUGCAGCCACCGAGUCUCAGAAGCUCGCUCAGAUUGACACGAAACUUCGGGAAUUCUCUGUGCUCUCACCAGCGGUCUUCAGUCUUUCUCCAAGACUCGAGAGUCAGAGCAAUAAGGUAUGUUAUGAACCUGACCUGGAUGAAGAAGGAAAUAUGGAGCCAGCUCCAGGAGAAAAGAUACUCCGGGACAACAAAGAGCAAAGGGACCAGCGGUCUCGACUGAGAGCCAUUGAUGGGAAGCUGAGAGAGAUCAAUGAACAGGUUGAGGAAUGCCCAAUGAUAAGCCACAGUAAAUGGAAUCUGCGGAUUACGUGGAGAUGGCUACUUGCUAAAAUCCUUGAAUCAGAGUGA
Chionomys nivalis (European snow vole) is the source of this 1387-nucleotide messenger RNA. It is a transcript of the gene Fsip1, whose product is annotated as fibrous sheath interacting protein 1. The transcript has 12 exons. The coding region runs from base 95 to 1387 and encodes 430 amino acids. The record is from RefSeq and is a predicted model, not a curated record. Lineage: Eukaryota; Metazoa; Chordata; Mammalia; Rodentia; Cricetidae.